UUCGCUGACGGUGAAUCAUCCACGUGCUUGACGGUUUACAAAAACGACGGUGCUCCGGCGGUGUUCCAAUCCCCGAAAUGCCCUCGCUGGAGACUCUUCGAUUACGAUUCUUCUCCUCGAACUGCAACGCGUUGUCAAUCUUCGAUGCUCCAGGGUCGAAGAAAAUCACAAGAGGAUCGCACUCUCUGUGUACUCGAUGUUCGCAUUCCAUUCCCCGGUACGAUGGGGAUCAGGGAGGUUGUAGUUGGAAUUGUGGCGGUUUUCGAUGGACAUAACGGUGCUGAAGCUAGUGAGAUGGCGUCAAAACUUUUGAUGGAGUAUUUUGUUCUGCAUACUUAUUUUCUUCUUGAUGCAAUGUAUUCUGUUGUAUCAAAGACUUCCACAGGAAAAUUGCUUCACAGGCGAGACCAUGAUCACGGAAACUUAUUGCAUAGGUGGAAAGAGAUUUUAGGUUGGCAAUGGCAUGAACUGCAUUCUGAAAGGUGGUUUUGCAAUUGCAUUGCAGCUAUAGUUCUACAUUUUAUUAAUAGCUAGCACUAGAGAGGUGUU
Lathyrus oleraceus (garden pea) is the source of this 549-nucleotide messenger RNA. RefSeq names its product probable protein phosphatase 2C 51. The record is from RefSeq and is a predicted model, not a curated record. NCBI's taxonomy places the organism in Eukaryota, Viridiplantae, Streptophyta, Magnoliopsida, Fabales, Fabaceae. The annotation marks the transcript as partial. The transcript is spliced from 2 exons.